Messenger RNA from Rotaria sp. Silwood2, 855 nucleotides. Lineage: Eukaryota; Metazoa; Rotifera; Eurotatoria; Philodinida; Philodinidae. The record is from the annotation of a GenBank genome assembly.
AUGAAUCAACCAAUAUACAAUGGUUAUCCUCAUCCAUUUUAUAUUCCUUCAAUUGUUCCUCCGCGACAAUUUAUGCAUGCAUCAAAUCUUCCAUCAAAUAAUCCUCCAUCUAUACCUAUUCAUCCAUCAUUGAAUGAAAAGUUAUCUAAUUAUACACAUUUUAUCCCACCAUAUAUAUAUCCAUCAGCAUAUGCACCUGGAAAUGGUAGUCUUCGAUCUACAGCACAUGGUUUAAAGCGAACACCCUUUCCAAUUUAUCCAAUUUCAAGAAAUAAUCCAACACCAAAAGUACCAGAAAUUCCUUAUCAAGGACCAAUACUACGACAACCAUUAUAUGGAAUACCUCGCAUACAACAACCACCGCAAGGUCAUUCAUUAGAACGAAAUCAAUAUAUGCUAAUUGAUGAGUCAACUUUAUCAACAUGUCAGUCUUCAAUAGUAGAAACCAUGCAAUCAGCUCAUUCAUGUGUGCCCACAGUACAACCAACAGCACCUGAAAAACAAAAACAACAAUUGCAUAUUGUUGAAAUGGUAUCACAUAAACAAUCAGAAGUUUCAACGCAAUCUAUGCGAUCGUCGACUCCGACAACUAUUACCUCAUCUAUAUUUUCAACGACAACAGGAAGUGAAGAUUGUUCAACCGAUUCUACGACUACGGAUUCAGCUGUAUCAAAUACUAAAUCGGCAAAUGAUUCAACUAUAAUACAAAAGCAAGAUGAAUUUCAAGGACAAACGACUGAUUUUAUAAGAGAUUGUUGCAAUGCUCAGAAGGAUAAGGUAUUUAAUGAAGAGAUCGUCAACAUUAAGAUUGGCAAUGUCUUUUCUGAAAUGAAAAUCUUAUUCGUGAGCGAUUAA